Messenger RNA from Hydractinia symbiolongicarpus, 845 nucleotides. RefSeq names its product oxidized purine nucleoside triphosphate hydrolase-like. The transcript is spliced from 2 exons. The record is from RefSeq and is a predicted model, not a curated record. NCBI's taxonomy places the organism in Eukaryota, Metazoa, Cnidaria, Hydrozoa, Anthoathecata, Hydractiniidae. Gene Ontology annotation, molecular function: 8-oxo-7,8-dihydroguanosine triphosphate pyrophosphatase activity. Gene Ontology annotation, biological process: DNA protection. Bases 91 to 573 code for a protein of 160 amino acids.
UUUUACACGCUUUUUUUAGAGAUUUGAAACUUUAGAAGAAGAUAUUAAGAUUUUGUCAAUACGAGAAGGCGUGAUUAUCUUCAGGGAGACAUGUCAACUCCACCAAGAAAGCAGCUUACUCUGGUUCUAAUCUUAAACGAACAUGAAAAGAAAAUUUUACUUGGUAUGAAGAAGCGGGGAUUUGGGUGUGGCCGUUGGAAUGGUUUUGGAGGAAAAAAACAGGGUAAUGAAACUAUUGAAAAAUGUGCUGAACGUGAAACAUUUGAGGAAUGUGGCCUAACAAUGGUAAAAUAUACCAAGGUUGGUCAUAUGAUUUUUGAAUUUGUGGGGGACCCAGUUCUGCUAGACGUUUACGUUUUUCGAUGUACUGACUAUACCGGAGAUAUCACGGAAUCUGAAGAAAUGCGUCCACAAUGGUUUACCUACAGUGACGUUCCGUUUGAACAUAUGUGGCCAGACGAUCAUCAAUGGUUCCCUUAUAUGUUAAAAAAUCAAAAAUUCAAAGCGUAUUAUUUAUUUCAAGGUCACGAUAAAAUUUUAAAGGAAGAACUUUCACUUGUCGAUGCUUUUUAGAUAGAACAUUUCAACCAGAUAGAAGAGUACAAUAAUCACAAAAUGUGCUUUGAUUGAAACACACGCUGAUCUGUUUUGAAUUAAUGAUUUUUAGGAAAAAACAGCUCUUUACUUUUAUUUUAUCUUUUAAAUAUAUAGUGUAUAUAUAUACAUAUUCAAAGAUGUAUAUAUAUUUUUAAAAAAAAGAGAUUAUUGCGGAAAGAAACUUUGGCGGUAAUUUAGACCGAUUUUCCACCACUGUUUCCAACGCAAAACACGCCUAAGUUGCUCCA